Molecule: messenger RNA, 632 nt
Organism: Tetranychus urticae (two-spotted spider mite)
Lineage: Eukaryota; Metazoa; Arthropoda; Arachnida; Trombidiformes; Tetranychidae
Gene: Trmt112
Product: tRNA methyltransferase subunit 11-2
Biological process (GO): rRNA (guanine-N7)-methylation; tRNA methylation; peptidyl-glutamine methylation
Molecular function (GO): protein heterodimerization activity
Source: RefSeq, a predicted model, not a curated record
AGACUGAAAAAGCAUAACCAUGUGAUUCCAAAAUUUUAAGCUAAACCAAAACAAACUAAUCUCUUCAUCUGUUUCCCUUUGUUCCUUAAUUAUUUGAUAAAAUUUAAUCAUAAUGAAACUUUUGACCCAUAAUAUGUUGACUUCUCGUUGUCUUAAAGGAGUAACUAACGGAUAUCCCUUGAAAAUUGUGGCUAACGAAGUUAAAACUGAGAAUGUUGAUUACAAUAGUGAAUUUAUUGCCAGAGUCAUUCCCAAAGUCGAUUGGAAAGUAUUGAGUUCAACAGCCUCAGAUUUCGGCGUAUCACUACCUGAGGAACCUCCAGCAGAUAUUGAAUCAAAUGAAGAUAUGCUCCGUAAAGUGCAUCACGCUCUACUUGAAAUUGAAAUCACCCAAGGAGAUUUAAUUUGUCCUGAAACUGGACGCAAAUUUCCUAUCAAACAAGGAAUCCCAAAUAUGCUUUGUAAUGAAGAUGAAGUUAAAUAAAUAGCAAUUUCAAGGUUAAUUUCAUUCAUUGUUUUGAUUGGAUUGGACUGAGUUUCAUUGGUUAACACAGAAAUGACGAAUCGUAGGGAUAAAGACUGAUUAUUUAUCAAACAUGAAGUUUUGAAUUUUUAUCAAUAGGAUUCAAACA